GACGCUUAUAACGACGACAACUAGCACUCGACAACAACGACAGAGAUCUCUAGCGGUCUGAGAUCCACAGCUGCUUGGGCUUGUUUAGCGGAUUCAGACAGACACCGACGAGAAGAAGAGAGAAGGAUGACGACUGCCAACCCAUUCGCCCGCAGCGCUGUCUUUGAGACGAGUCUUGCCUCUGCCCGGGAGCAGACUAUUGAAGAAAUGUACAGCGUCCCAGAAAGCUUCCUCGAAAUCGAGGUCCGAAACCCCCAGACGCACGGAUUUGGACGAAAGAUGUAUACGGACUAUGAGAUCGUGUGCAAGACCAACAUCCCCGCCUUCAAACUCCGUCACUCCGUCGUGCGCCGGCGUUACUCCGACUUUGAAGCCUUCCGCGACAUCCUCGAGCACGAAUCCACACGCGUCAACAUCCCCACCCUCCCCGGCAAAGUCUUCACCAACCGCUUCUCCGAUGAGGUCAUUGAAGCACGAAGGGAGGGCCUCGAGAGGUUUUUGAGUAUAGUUGCGGGCCAUCCGUUGCUUCAGACAGGAAGCAAAGUCCUCUGCGCAUUCUUACAAGAUCCAGCAUGGGAUCGUUCUCAGUGGGUUUAAUCCCACCCCACCGCGGCGGUUCGAUCGGGAUGAAGGACGCGGAGCGGGGACGAGGACGAGGAGUGCGGUGAUGGGGGCCGAGACUGAGAGGACGGCGGAAAGGACGAGGGGGGUGGAAGUGGUGGCGAGCACGAUGGGGGAGAGCGAGACGACGAAUACAAGCGCG
This is a messenger RNA of Coprinopsis cinerea okayama7#130, 763 nucleotides long. RefSeq names its product sorting nexin-3. Gene Ontology annotation, biological process: endocytic recycling; late endosome to Golgi transport. Gene Ontology annotation, molecular function: phosphatidylinositol-3-phosphate binding. The transcript is spliced from 5 exons. Gene Ontology annotation, cellular component: retromer complex; early endosome membrane. Lineage: Eukaryota; Fungi; Basidiomycota; Agaricomycetes; Agaricales; Psathyrellaceae. The record is from RefSeq and is a predicted model, not a curated record. The coding region runs from base 208 to 597 and encodes 129 amino acids.